CGGGCGCAGGGCGGCGGCGGCGCCGGCCCCGGUUUCGGGAUCGGCCCGGGCUCGGGAUGGCGGGGCCGGGGCUGGAGCGCUACCGGCUGGCGCUGCUGGCGGCGCGGGAGGACGUGGGGAACCCCCGCGCUGCCACCGACUGGGCCGUCUUCGGCUAUGAGAAGCACCACGACCUCAAGCUCCUGGAUUCCGGAGCUGGGGGGCCGGAUGAGCUCGCUGGAAAAUUCUCCGCCAGCAGCGUCAUGUACGGGCUGUGCCGGGUCCCCGAUCCCGGCACCGGCACCCCCCGGAUCGUCCUCAUCAGCUGGGUGGGGGAGAAGGUGCCGGAAUCGCAUCGAGCGGAGCGUGCAGGGCACCUGCCGGCCAUCCGGAGCUUCUUCAGGGAGGCCACGGCCCUGGUCAGCGCCCGCCACCCCGAGGACGUGACGCUGGAGGGGCUGCGCCGGGCGCUGGCACAGCUGGAGCCCCCCGCCCCCCGCGCCCCCAGGAGGGGAACCCUCCCGGACAUCCCGGAGCUGGUGGGAACCAACUACCGCAAGACCAACCCGGCGCUGGAGAUCCAGCGCACCCAGCGCCAUUCCUUCUGGGAACAGGCCGAGCGGGAGGAGCAGCAGCGGAAGGAGGAGGAGCGGCGGCGGGAGCGGGAGCAGCGGCGGCGCUGGGAGAAGGAGCGCUUGGAGGAGGAGCGGCGCGGGGCCGCGGAGCGGGAGCGGCGGCUGCAGGAGCGGGAGCGGCUCAUCGAGGAGCGGCGGCAGGAGCAGGCGCGGCUGGACGCGGAGGAGCGGAAGAAGGAGCAGGAGCGAUGGGAGCAGCAGCAGCGGGAGCACGAGGCGGCCGAGCGGGAGCGCAGGGCGAGCAGAGGGGGCAGCGGCACUGCGGCCGAAGCCGCCAUCCUCGUCUCGCAGCGCACCCAGAACCCCAGGGAAUUCUUCCGGCAGCGGGAGCGCUCGGGGUCCACGUCCGGCCCCACCCUGCCCGGUGGCCCCCCCGGUGCCCGCCGGCCCUUCCUGCGGUACCAGCGCAGCCUGACGGAAUCCGCCUUCAUCUUCCGCCGGCCGGAGCCCCCGACCCCCCCACCCGGCGUCUCCUGCGGGGCACCGCCCCCCAGCCCGGGCCGACCCCCUCCGCCCCUGCCCCCCAGCCCCGCGGGGACAGGGACCCCCCAGUGUGCCACCUUGGGGACCCCCACCAGCCCAGCUCAAGCAGGGUCCCCCCAUGCCACCAGUCCUGUGGGGACAGGGACCCCCCAGUGUGCCACCACCGGGACCCCCAUCAGCCCAGUGGGGAGUGGGACCCCUCCCUCUGCCACUCUGGGGACCCCCUCGAGCCCAGCCCGAGCAGGGUCUCCCCAUGCCAUCAGUCCUGUGGGGACAGGGACCCCCCAAUGUGCCAUCACCGGGCCCCCCCCCAGCCCUGCAGGGACAGGGACUCCUCCCUCUGUCACCCCAAGGAGCCCUCCCAGCUCUGUGGUGAUGGGGACCCCCAAAUGUGCCACCUCUGGGACCCCUCCCAGCCCCAUGGGAACAGGGACCCCUCACUCCAUCACCCUGGGGACCCCCCAUUCUGUCACCACCAGGUCAAGAUCCCCACCUGUCAUGUCUGGGCCCCCCUUCAGCCCCCCCAGGAUGGAGGUGCCCCCUGGCUCCCCUGGGUCGGGGUACCCUGACAGCACUUACGGGGUAGAGCCCUUGCCUCUCCCCAGCACUCCUGGUUUGGGGUCCCCCCCCAGACCCUCUCGGAAUGAGGAAGUCCCCUCCCUGGACAUUCCCCCCCUCCCCAGCCCCCUGGACUCGGGGAGCAAUGGAAUUGGGGGGCACGAGUGGGAGGCUGGAGGCCCCUGGGAGCCGGGACCUGCCCAGGGACAGGGGGAUGAGCCCAGCGAGAGCCUCGUCCUGCACAAAGCUACACCAGGCUUCGCCCUCCUGCUGGCCCGUGACACUCCCCACCCACCACUGCUGGGGGGUCCCAGCCCCCCCAAGGAGGACGAGGACCUCUCCCCCCACGCCGUGUAACCAGGGGGCCCAGCACUCCCUUUUGGGGGGCAGUUCCCCCUAUGGCACCACAGCCUCCUCCCCACACAUCACCCCCCCCAGCACAGCCCCCAGCCCUCCACUUGCACACCAAUGAGCAUCCUGGGGAGGGGGCAGCACCCCUGACCCCCCUGCCAAUGGCAGCAUGGGGGGGGGCACAGAACCCCUCCGUGGGCACAGGGACCCCCCCCCCCCAAUCACACACAGCAGCUGUUAAAUAAAUUUUAAUGCAAA
Molecule: messenger RNA, 2264 nt
Organism: Myiozetetes cayanensis
Lineage: Eukaryota; Metazoa; Chordata; Aves; Passeriformes; Tyrannidae
Product: drebrin-like
Biological process (GO): positive regulation of axon extension; neuron projection morphogenesis; positive regulation of dendritic spine morphogenesis
Cellular component (GO): actin filament; dendrite; site of polarized growth
Molecular function (GO): actin filament binding
Source: RefSeq, a predicted model, not a curated record